AUGAGGGGAAGGGGGAUAGCGCAACUGACAAUAAGCAUAGAAAAAACUACUGAACCAAGUACACCACCAGCAUCAUCAUCAGCAUCCGUCAUUUCGGCUAAUGAAGAAGAGGAAACACCUGUUGUUAAGCGUAGACAAGUCAAGUCUACUUCUCCGGACAAGGAUGUAGUUAGUCAGCUAAAAGAGAUUUGUAUCAAUAAGGAUCCUAGAGAGAUAUACUCUGAUAUGGUUAAGAUCGGUCAAGGUGCAUCCGGUGGUGUGUUUAUCGCAUAUAAUGCAGACAAGGUCCCAGUUGCGAUCAAACAAAUGAAUUUAGCUCAGCAGCCAAAAAAAGAGCUCAUUAUGAAUGAAAUCCUUGUCAUGAAAAAGGCACAACAUCCCAACAUCGUCAACUACUUGGACUCAUAUCUUUGGAAAGGUGAUCUUUGGGUUGUGAUGGAAUAUAUGGAAGGUGGUAGUCUGACAGAUGUUGUGACCUGCAGCAUGAUGACAGAGGGUCAAAUUGCUGCUGUCUGUAAACAAGUUUUACAGGGUCUGCAUCAUUUACACUCCAGUGGUGUUAUCCAUAGAGAUAUUAAGAGUGACAACAUUUUACUAAGCAUGAAGGGAGAUAUUAAAUUAACCGAUUUUGGCUUUUGUGCUCAGCUAAAUGAAAGUCAUGCCAAGCGAACCACCAUGGUAGGUACACCAUAUUGGAUGGCACCUGAAGUUGUUACGCGCAAAGAGUAUGGUUCAAAGGUCGAUGUCUGGUCACUGGGUAUCUUGGCCAUCGAAAUGGUCGAAGGCGAACCUCCUUAUUUGAACGAAAACCCACUUCGCGCCCUGUUCCUGAUUGCAACCAAUGGUACGCCUAAACUCCAAAGUCCUGAAUCGUUAUCGGAGGUCUUUAGAGACUUUUUAACAAAAUGUCUUGAAGUGGACCCCGAGUUACGUCCGUCAGCAGAAGAUAUGUUGAAACACCCUUUCCUCUCAUUAGCUGAUUCUCCGCGAUCUCUUUCUCCUCUCAUUCGUGCUGCCAAAGAAAGCACCGAUUCCGAAGAGUAA
This is a messenger RNA of Rhizopus microsporus ATCC 52813, 1044 nucleotides long. RefSeq names its product Pkinase-domain-containing protein. Lineage: Eukaryota; Fungi; Mucoromycota; Mucoromycetes; Mucorales; Rhizopodaceae. The coding region runs from base 1 to 1044 and encodes 347 amino acids. Gene Ontology annotation, molecular function: protein serine/threonine kinase activity; ATP binding. Gene Ontology annotation, biological process: intracellular signal transduction; regulation of MAPK cascade; protein phosphorylation. The transcript is spliced from 3 exons. The record is from RefSeq and is a predicted model, not a curated record. Gene Ontology annotation, cellular component: cytoplasm.